GGGGGGGCGGCGCCUCCAGCGGCUCCAGGCGGGACAGCAGAGUUAUCGCUGCUCGCUCAGGGCAGCGGCGCGACGAGCCGCCCCUUCGAUGUGAGGGAGGCGCGCGAUUCCUGAAGAAGAAAUCCCAGGUCCUUCCGCAGAGGAGGGAAAAAGAAAAUGAGCGAGUCGGAGAGCGUCAACUUCAGGCGAAUGGCCAUCCGGAGGAAAUCCAGUCCCAGCCUACAGAGCUCCGCUUUGGUCUUUGCCGCCGCUCCCCCUGCUCAGCGUUGCCCGGAGUGGAGGAGAGACGCUACGAGGGAGGCGGCAGGUGGCAGUACAUGUCCAAAGAUCUUCAUAACUGUGCCUUGCGGUGCAAGCAGCACAGGAAGCAGUACAUCUAAGCUAUUUGAGCCGAACAUCUGCAAUGAAGUGGCUCAGGGAAUAAAUGGAAACGUGCCAGUUAAGCACUCGCCACGCCCAAAUCCAAAGCCACAAGUGCCUCCAAAGCCAUUACAUCUGCAAAAUUCACAGUCAUCUAUUCCCCACCAAACCCCUAGACAUAAAGUUUUAUAUACUGCGAAGGAAAGAAUGGAGGAAGUUACAUCUACCUCUUCUUGUGUAUCAAAAGAGAAAACUAGUAAAGUGUCUGAUCUCAUCAGUCAUUUUGAAGGAGGCAGCCCAUCCAAUCUUAGUGAGCUGAAAAAGGAGCCCUGUGUUAUCAGUGUUGUUAGAUCUCAAGGAAAGCAUGGGUUGACAUCAUCACCUCAGCCAAAAUUCCUCACCCAACACCCACUACAAAAGCAGGGAAAUAAUACAGAUCAAUCUCAGGAUGUACGGAAUUGCACGACCAACGGAGUAGUAGCACAGAACCGGUUGGAAUGCAGGGACAGCAGGUUGCCAGUUCGUAAUGACAGUACGACCUCUCAAAAUGAAGAUGCUGCAUCUGAAAGCAGCUUGAUAAAUGGAGAGAGAGAGAGCACAAGUACGGACUCGUUGCAAACUACGGCUGCCUGCAAAGGCCAAACGAUCCAUAGCUGUUGCCGGACUAGUUCAGAUGGGAACACGUUCCCAUCUGGAAAAGAAACUUUAGAAAUGAUUGCAAAUGCAGAGGAUAAACAGGUUGAAGAGCACAUUAAACAAGACCAGCAACUGGAAACAAAGGAGACAGAUGAACAAAAAUGUUACAAAAUUGCCAGUGAGCUUUUGCACACAGAAAAAGCCUAUGUCUGCCGACUUGAACUGUUGGACCAGGUAUUCUAUAGUCGUCUGAUGGAUGAAGCUAACAGGGGUUCAUUCCCUGCUGAAGUCGUUAAUAAAAUAUUUUCCAACAUCUCAUCCAUAAAUCAAUUCCACAGCCAAUUUUUGUUGCCAGAGCUUGAGAAAAGAAUGCAGGAAUGGGAUACGAGCCCCAGGAUUGGUGAUAUCCUGCAGAAAUUAGCCCCUUUUCUCAAGAUGUAUGGGGAAUAUGUGAAGAAUUUUGACAAUGCAAUGGAACUGGUGAAAACAUGGACAGAGAGAUCACCUCUUUUCAAAUCCAUUAUUCAAGAUAUCCAGAAACAGAAAGCCUGUGGAAACCUGACCCUGCAGCAUCACAUGCUAGAACCCGUGCAACGCAUUCCCCGAUAUGAGAUGCUCUUGAAGGACUACCUAAGAAAAUUACCUUCAGACUCCCCAGACUGGAAGGAUGCUGAAAAAUCCUUGGAAAUAAUAUCCACAGCAGCAAGCCACUCCAACAGUGCCAUCCGAAAAAUGGAAAAUUUAAAGAAGAUGCUGGAAGUUUAUGAAAUGUUAGGAGAAGAGGAAGAUAUUGUCAAUCCUUCAAAUGAACUCAUAAAAGAAGGACAGAUCCUUAAACUUGCUGCUCGUAAUACGUCUGCUCAAGAAAGAUACCUCUUCUUAUUCAACAACAUUUUGCUGUACUGUGUCCCCAAAUUCAGUUUAGUGGGAUCUAAGUUUGCAGUUCGGACCAGAGUUGGCAUUGAUGGCAUGAAGAUUGUGGAAACUCACAAUGAAGAAUACCCACACACGUUUCAGGUGUCUGGGAAAGAACGAACUUUGGAAUUGCAGGCCAGUUCCGAACAAGAUAAAGAAGAAUGGAUAAAGGCUCUUCAGAGUACCAUAGAUGCUUUUCAGCAGAGGAAUGAAACAUUCAGAAACGCUAUUGCAAAAGAGUAUGAUGACAUGCCUAUUGAAGUUUCUAAUGCUGAGCUUGGGAAGAGAGCACCCAGAUGGAUUCGAGACAACGAAGUGACCAUGUGUAUGAAAUGCAAGGAGCCCUUCAAUGCGCUGACCAGGAGGAGACACCACUGCCGGGCAUGUGGGCAUGUGGUUUGUUGGAAGUGCUCAGAUUACAAAGCUCAUCUUGAGUAUGAUGGUGGUAAACAGAACAAGGUUUGCAAAGAUUGCUACCACAUCAUUACAGGGUGCACAGACAGCGAAGAAAAGAAAAAAAGAGGAAUCUUGGAGAUUGAAUCAGCAGAAGUAUCUGGAAACAGUGUGAUUUGUAGCUUUCUGCAAUACAUGGAAAAAUCAAAGACUUGGCAAAAGGCUUGGUGUGUGAUUCCUAAGCAGGAAGCCCUUGUAUUGUACAUGUACGGUGCACCACAGGAUGUAAAAGCACUGGCUACUAUUCCAUUGCUGGGCUAUAUAGUAGAUGAUACUCCGCGAAGUGCUGACCUCCCUCACAGUUUCAAACUCACCCAGUCCAAGUCUGUGCACAGUUUCGCUGCAGACAAUGAGGAACUGAAGCAGAAGUGGUUGAAAGUCAUACAUUUGGCUGUCAAAGGUGAAACCCCAGGCUGCCCAAAUGAUUUGCGGCUGAGCUUAGGAGAUCAGCACGAAAACUCUGUGAAAUUGGAUUCUGACGCUUGAAACAGCAGAAAGUCUGUAAGGUGUAUAUAUAUUUUUUUCCAAUCAGACUUGGGUUGACACUACUUCUGAAAAUAACAAAAAGAAGCCUCCGGCCUUCUUUACCAAUGUUUCUUAGCACUUUAUGUUGGAAAAGAAAGAAAAAUGCUAAUUAUUUUAUGGAGCCUUUUUCUUAUAUUUAUGUUAUGUCAAUAAAACUAAUGAAUAGUGCCAUUCCACAUUUUCUUAAUCAAAUGAAUGUCUUCUAUCAAAAAGUUACCAGCUUUUACUGUGUAUAACCUCUUUCCCAGAAAAGUGCAUCAUAUGAACAGAGUGUUUUGGGGUGGGAAAUGGUUCCCUUCAUAAUGAUGCCAAUAUUGGUAUAGCUUGGUUACCGUCUAGUACUUUUAGCUGUGUGUUCAAAGGAUAUACCCCUACAUUGCCAAACUACGUGUGCUGUAGAAUUUAAAGGCAGUUCAGUUUCUUGUAUUUAAAUUGAGGCUUUUCUUACACUGACUUGUACAUAUGUUCUGUUUUGUGUUUGAGAAAACGAACAAUACCCAGAGAGAGCAUUGGUGUUCAAAAUUACAAAUAAUCUUUUUUUUUAAAAAAAAAACACAUUCUCCUAAAUUUUUAUCGCACAAUGAAUACAAUAUAUAAGAAUAGCUGUGUAUGCUAUUAGAGAAGAAAAAAAUGUAUUAUACUUCCUUUUGAUUUGACUUCAUGGUACAUUCAUGCUAACCUAUGAUUUAUUUAAAAUAAAGCAUGUAUCCUCUUGUAAACUUCA
Heteronotia binoei (common prickly gecko) is the source of this 3613-nucleotide messenger RNA. It is a transcript of the gene FGD4, whose product is annotated as FYVE, RhoGEF and PH domain containing 4. Gene Ontology annotation, biological process: cytoskeleton organization; filopodium assembly. The record is from RefSeq and is a predicted model, not a curated record. The transcript has 17 exons. Gene Ontology annotation, cellular component: cytoplasm. NCBI's taxonomy places the organism in Eukaryota, Metazoa, Chordata, Lepidosauria, Squamata, Gekkonidae. Bases 157 to 2850 code for a protein of 897 amino acids. Gene Ontology annotation, molecular function: metal ion binding; guanyl-nucleotide exchange factor activity.